AAUGGCAUCAUAAGGGGAUUCAAGGUUCAUCUCCAUGAAAUUCCGUUUAAUGGCACAGUGGAGGAAAUGGAAGUAGAACCUCUUCUCCACUGGAUUAUUCUUGAUAAUUUGAAGAAAUUCACCGCCUACUCCAUUCAAGUUCGUGCCUUCACUACUGAAGGAUAUGGACCCGGAAAUAAUCUCACUGCUCGCACCAGUCAGGAUGUACCUACCAGACCUCCGGCGAGUAUCACCACAGCAAGUCACGUCUCUUUGACAACCAUUCCAGUUGCCUGGCAACCGAUCGAUCCCGAGUAUAUCAAUGGAAUUUUAAUCGGGUACAAGAUUAGGUACCAGGCCGUCGCAGUUGGUGAGGAGACAGUUGAAAAUGAGCCAAUCAGAGAGCAGAUAGUCCCAAAGUCUACUCUGUCUCUGGUACUAAAUAAUCUUGAAGUAUUUACUUUGUAUCGUAUUGAUGUGUUGGGAUUUACAAACAUAGGAGAUGGUCCAUCGGCAACUGAUUAUGCAGAGACUUGCCGUUGUCAUAAACGCCUCACAACGAGUUGGUACGAAUUUCGUCCAUAUGUUCGGGCGUCUAAGGAAAAUCUCCUGAGUGGGCUUAUUCCACCAAUCCUUGACAAGCUAACAGUCACGUGCUGUGAAACCUGUCAAUCACACGGCAAAUCGUACGUAGACAUGAAUUCAAAUGGGUUCAAUGAAUCCGCCGAGCUUCCGAGUCUACGUGCAUUAAGGAGCAACAUCGGAAAUCCAACAGACUUUUUGUUUCCGAUGUAUGGAUUCAAAGACCAGACGCAUUUUGCCGAACAGUUUGGUUAUCAAGGGAUAGUUGAAUCACCUGGAAUGGCGUACAUAGUGAAUACAAACUCACAGGAUGACAUGCCCAAAACUAUCUUGGUGAACAUUGUUUCUUGCUGGCCAGUAGUCAUGCUGGCUAUGGCUUUUACGUAUUUGGCAGGCAUAUUAGUUUGGACAGUGGAGUCGCGUUGUAACCCAGACUUUCCUCCAUCGUUCGUCGAAGGAUUACCUGAGGGCUUUUAUUGGUCAUUCGUUUCCAUGACAACAGUUGGAUACGGUGAUCGUUCACCGAUGUCAGUUGUAGGGAGAUUUUUUGCUAUUAUCGUUAUCCUCUCCGGGCUGAUAAUCUUUGGUCUUGUGACAAGUGUCAUGACAACGGCUAUUACGACAGCUACUAUGGAAACGGAGUCCAGUCUCUACGGAGCUAAGGUAGCAGCGAUCAAAGGAUCUCCGGAAUACAGAAUGGCAGUGAGGAAGAAUGCACGAUUGGACGAAGAUCACGAAUACCACACGUUUGACGAUAUUUACAUAGCUCUAAAUGAACGGCAAGUUAUUGGAGCUUUGAUAGAUACAUAUAGUGCUGGAAGUAGCAAGGACUUAUUUGAGCAAGAAAAUCUACGAGUGAAUAAGAUCCUGGAUUACUCAGCUACAUACGGAGUUGUGAUGGGCAAUGAAGCCAAAAAACUCCGGCGCUGUUUCAAGCAUUACACUGAGAAGGUCUUGGCUAGUGAGAUUGCACACCAUAUACAGAACAAUACUGAACAGUUGCAGGAGCCUGCUGAGUCACUCGCGGUGGAAAGAUCCACAGGACUGUUCGACAGUCGCACUGCGUUAUUCAAGAAAUCAUUGCUGGUCAGUGGUUCCUUGUUAACAUUGUUUUUGCUUUCUGGCAUUACCUGGGAAAUAAUUCGAUUCAUCAGGGCAAGAUCAAAAAUUCAUCCAUCAGCUAUAAGACAGAAGUUGGAAAUAAUGGGCGAGAUGAAAGCGAUGGUGGAAACUCUUAACAAGAACAUUCGCGUAAUUCAUGUGAACUUGGCAAGAAGACAUUACAGAGAAAGACAAAAGUUAUUAAAGACCCACAUACAGGAGCCGAAGAUAGAAUUCCAAUCAAUAGCUGAAAUAAGUUCUCAGGAACUCGCAAACACCUUUGAUUCAAAUUCACGUUUUCAAGAGGAAAGAGAACACGAGGCAGACUGUUGACGAUGAUGAUAACGAUAAUGAUAAUAACGAUAAUGAUGAUGAUGAUAACGAUAAUGAUGAUGAUAGUGAUAAUGGUAAUGAUAACGAUAAUGAUAAUGAUAACGAUGACGAUGAAGAUGACUGCGGUGUAUGAACGAGUUAAUAAUCUAACGCAGUUUGAUUGAGAGUCGCAUGAUGAAAACAAUAAUUACAAUGGGUGUCAAGAAUUUUCGUUAGGAUAAGUCUCUCAUAUAAGUAAAUGAUAGAUAGAUAGAUAGAUAGAAAAUGUAUUAGAUAAAUAAAUGGAUAAAUAGAUAAAUGUAUUUAAGGUGAAAUAAUUCUUACGUCAGUGGAGAGAUUGUUCCUGAAUAUGGAGAGGGAUUGUUUUAAAAAGGUCAAAUAUUUAAACGAAGAAAGUCA
Molecule: messenger RNA, 2394 nt
Organism: Pocillopora damicornis (cauliflower coral)
Lineage: Eukaryota; Metazoa; Cnidaria; Anthozoa; Scleractinia; Pocilloporidae
Biological process (GO): cytokine-mediated signaling pathway
Cellular component (GO): signaling receptor complex; membrane; external side of plasma membrane
Molecular function (GO): cytokine receptor activity; cytokine binding
Source: RefSeq, a predicted model, not a curated record